UAGCAAGCAUUCAGUCAAAGAAAGGCGGCGCGCCGGCUUGCGCGCUCGCCCGCCGUCCGGCCCCGAGCCCUAUGCCGUCGCGGUUCACCCUCAUCAUCAAUAAAACGAUCACCGCAAAACCGCGAAUCCAUUGUGUGUCGUAUUAAAAAGUCAAUUGAGUCCAGUUACCUUCGUCGUGUGUGAAAUGUAGCUGCCGUAGUGUCUUCCUUAAGUUAUACAUCGCGGUUGACAUUAAAGAGUGCAGUUGUUUUGAUGAGCUCCGAUAAUGAGGAAGUCCUGAGAAUAGCGCAGUGUAAAUAAUAGGUCUAUUAAUAAAGCAAUAAUCCAAUUAUUGAAAGUAGAAAACCCCGUAGUUUUAACUAUUGACGCUAUAAAAAGUGCUAAAGUAGAUAUUAUUUACGAUAAUUUGUUACGAAAAAUCUUCCAUAACAUAGUGUAAGUUUAAUGAAAAUUGUGUCUUGGUUGUAUGAAAUAAAGUUCAAAACAGUUCAAAAUGAUCUCUAAUGCCGGUGCAAUAGAAUAUAAAUCAAACGUGAAUGCCGACUAUAAGGUUCUGAGUAAUAUCAGCGAGAAAAGUGCUUAGCGAUUUUGAAUAAAGAAUGUUAAUAAAAAGAUGCCUCAACGCGCGCCGUCAUCGUCGAGCUUGAUGCGACAGUUCGUGGUGUUGGCCCUGCCCGGAAUGUAUUUGCUGUUCAAGUACAACCAGUACCGGCAGCAGCAAAUGGAGACCGCGCGGCGCCGAGUCACCGAGCGGGAGCUUAUGCACCUCAACACUAAAAUCGACAAAUUGCUCAAUAAACUGGAAGAGAACGAGCCAGAACUAGCUACUUCGCCCGAGGAAGAAUGUGUAAUAUGUGUAAACGCGAAAGCGACGAUGCAAACGUCGCCGUGCGGUCAUCGCGUGGUGUGCCGUCGGUGCUUCGUAAAGACCAUACAGAUGGCGGUCAGUCAACGGUUGCUGCCGCUCCGAUGCGUUAUUUGCCGCGCCAAAAUACUGAGGCUACGGCAGGCGCCCCGUCUCGUCACCAGCAAGAGUUGGCAGGUAUCAAGCGGUAGCGGCAAGUCGUGGUGUGUUCCUGGUUCGGUGUCUAGCUACUCGAUGGGAGCCCGCUCCGUGCCUGCUUCUGCUUCUCUAUAUUCCGUCACUAGUGGAGAGUCUUCCCUAUCCGGAGUGUCUUCCGUGUCAUCAAAUAGCGGUGGUAAUGUGAUAAAUGGGUGUUCAACAAAACUGUGUGGUGGUGCGAAGUGCGGAGGAGCAUGUCUCGGCGCGGUGCCGCGAGCGUCCGCCGCCACCACGCCGCCUCGGCCGCGGCAGCCUGCCUCCAAUUCUUUACGACGAUCACAGCAUCAUAGCAUGAAGGCGAGGCUACAAGAAUAUCAAGUACACAGUUACACCGGGGGGCCAGCGGGCGAGCCCUCGGGCCGGCUGCCGCCCAUAAGAGAGUUUCAGAGAGAGUUCCGCGAAGGACGCCGCGAAAGCGCUGCUGCGGCUUCUGCCUCUACUAGAAUAAGAUGUGCACAGAAAAUUGUAACACAACUAGAAACAUCACCACAAAAAGAUAAACAACAUUUCUUUCGGCCUCUAAAACCAUCGAAUAAAGACGAUCCACCCAAAUCCAGAGAUCAAAGCAAAGAGACUGAACGGAAAAAAGAUAACCCCAAAGCAAAACCCAAGAAAGAAGAUAAAAAGAAAAAAGACGAUGAAAAUACAAAACAAGACGAGAAAAGCAAAAAAGAUGAAAGUAGUGAUAACAAAAAGAAUGAAAUAGCCGAGAGAAAGAAGGAAGAAAAAUUAAGGCUAAAAGCCGAAAAAGAAGCUAAGAAAGAAGCCAAACUUCUAGCAAAAGAAGAAGAAAGACAAGCAAAACUCCUAGCAAAAGAAGAAGAGAGACAAGCCAAAUUACUAGCAAAGGAGGAGAAAAAAAAGGCAAAGAAAGAAGCAAAGUUAGCAGCGCAAGCGGAAAAAGAAAAAAACAAAUAAAGGAAUGUUUAAAUUUUUACAUUGUAGAAACUCGUAGCCGUCUUAAAAUUAGAUUCGAAAUUGUUAUUAUUGAA
Messenger RNA from Galleria mellonella (greater wax moth), 2055 nucleotides. RefSeq names its product protein split ends. The transcript has 8 exons. NCBI's taxonomy places the organism in Eukaryota, Metazoa, Arthropoda, Insecta, Lepidoptera, Pyralidae. The record is from RefSeq and is a predicted model, not a curated record. Bases 614 to 1981 code for a protein of 455 amino acids.